GGUCCGCGGCCGCGGUUUGCGCCCCAAUACUGGCGCGAUUUUCACCGCGCUUCCACGCGAAACGUUACGCGGACGCGCGCGUUCUCAAACAUAUUCGCAACUCGCAGAACGCGAAACGACAGCAUGCUACCAUUUUGAAAUUGGAAACGGGAGGUUCCAAAUUUGAAAAUUUCGUGUGUGUGCCGAAUUGUGCUAACUCGCAUCGACUGCCUCUACUCGUGUUACAUUGACUAGUUCCGUACACUUUACGUGAACAGUGUAAUUGAAUUAGUAUUCAUGUGCACACCUACGUAAAUUUCUCAAUCAAAUAUGAUGGAUGCUAACAAAUUUUAACCGAUAGACUUAUUUGCAUCGAUAGCUAAUUAAAAUCGAUUAGAUAGCGACACUAGUGAGUCAGUUUACCUACAUUGAUGGGUAAAUCGAUUUGUAGAUAUUUAGGAAGAUGAUGUCGAGCAUUCCGUCGGUAGAGAUAGAGGGACGUUUGUGAAGGUUUGAAAUGCCAUCGAGUAGAUGAAAUGAAGACGUCGCUCGAAUGCGACAGGGCCGAGGCCGCCGAAAACGGCGGGAAAGGCCGUAUAUCGUUUAGCGUUGACUCACUGCUAGGAGGAAAGACUGAUGCACCGGCGAAGGAUGCUAGUAUCACGGACGCGAAUAGUAACGAUGCGGAGAGUACCGACGCGGCUCCGGAGACGGACGAUAGUGACGUGGAUAUUGAGGAUGUGGAAUCUAAUGCUGGGGACGAGAGGGACGAGCGUGAGAUGGCGCACGAUGGGGACGAGAUGGAAGGCAGGAGCGGCGUGGUGGUCCCGCAGCCGCUGUUGCCGCGGCUCUACCAGGGGCCGGCGCCUCCGCACACCUGGCCAUUCGGCGCUUUUCCUUGGAUAGCGCCGAAUCCUAUGUUUAGAGGUGGCUCUCCUAAUAUAUGUUUCUCCUCAGCGGGAGCUCCAAGCGGUCCACCAGUGGUACGAUGCCAACUCCGAAAGCACAAGCCCAACAGGAAACCACGGACACCGUUCACCACGCAGCAACUCCUCGCCCUUGAGAAGAAGUUCAGGGACAAACAGUACCUGAGCAUAGCAGAAAGGGCUGAAUUUUCCUCCUCGCUGAGGUUAACUGAAACACAGGUUAAAAUAUGGUUUCAAAACAGACGCGCGAAAGCGAAACGUUUGCAAGAAGCCGAGAUCGAGAAACUGCGAUUAUCGGCCAGACCUCUAUUGCCUCCGUCCUUUGCCCUCUUCGGUGGUGGAGGCGCGCCCCCUCUCUUCGCCGCUAUGGCAGCGGCCACUAGACCACAGUUGAGCUUCUUAGGAGGCCCCCCGAGUCAUCAACACGCUAUAAACAUGAACAUAUUGAACUCGUUACAACCCCAUUGACGACUGGAACACGCGGGGACGCGUGAAACCCCUGAACAACCGGCUUCAUCCUAGCUGGAACACGGGUUGAUCCCGUCAGUUAUCGAAAUUCAAAUUUAUAACUAGUGAAAUGAUUAUAAACUCAUUAUAAUGAUUAAAUGAAUAAAAAGCAGGCUGUUAAAUAAAUUUUAUUUAUAGAAACAUUUAAAAAAGGAUAAAGCGAAUAAUGGUGUGUAUAAAUAAUUACUAUUCUUGAUUCAAAAUAUUGUUUUUACUAAAAGAAAUGUUCUAGUUCAAGUGAUUUGUUUUAAUAGAGAUCAGUGACUGUAUAAAAUAAAAUAUAAUUAUAGUUAAUAAUGUAUAAUAUCCUGAUAAGUUCUGUGUAGCUAAUUUAGUACAGUACAUAGUGCUUUUUACAAUUUUGAAACAAUAAGUGCAAUUUCUUAUAUAAUUAAGUAAAGUAAAUGAAAAAUCAAUAAAAUGCUCGCUAGUAUGAUAACAGUUUGAACUAGUGUUGAAAAUAUGUGUCAAUCAUCAGUAUACUACUAAUGUUUUAUUAGUGGCCAGAAAUCAAAAUACCUAUUCGGGUAUUUAUGUAUAAAAAUGUAACAUAAAACUAAUUAUAUAUGUUUCUUUCCAUUUUUGUAUAGUAUCACCUAUCCCUUGUUCUUAAAAUCGAAUACUCGUGUGUUUUGUCACUCUCUCUCAAAUUCAAAAACUUGCUAGAUAAAACUGGACAAUGUUUUAUAUAACUAAAAUAAAAUAAAUACUUAUUUAACGAUUGAGAUUUUAUGAAUAAGGAAGUGAAAAUUAGUAGACAUUUUAUUGAUUUAUUAUAGUAUUUUUUUAAUAUUUCCAUAUGGCAGCCCUUUAACCACAUUGGAAAUUUAAUAAUGUUAUACGAUAUUAUAGAAACGUUUUUUGUAUAUCAUCACACACGUGUCAUAAAGUAAUAUAAAUUGCCAGGCCAUUUCUUACAUACAAUAUAAUUCUUUAAUAAUUUCUACACCUACAACUUAGCAAAUACCUGCAAAUAUAGGUAAUAUUACUUCAUAAGUAUAAUAUAGGCAUUCAUGGAAAGCACACUUCCGGACAAUAGAGUUUGAGUAAACUUUCAUUAUUGUAAAACACGGUCUUUUUUAUUUUUCUUAGUUUGCACCAUAUUUUUUUUCUUUAUUCUAUAAUAUUACAGAAAAAACAUUACUUUAACAUACUUUCAUUAGUGCUAAACGUUUCAUGCAUAUAAUAUUUACAAUACUCAUAAUUAAUGGUAUUAAUUUAAUAUAAUAUUAAAAACAAUACAUUUUCACAGAUCUGAUUUAAAGUACUACUACCGCUGUUGAUGAAUGUAAAAAAGCUAUGUAUAUACAUAUUAGUAUCGUAAUUAAAUUAUUGUAUACGUAAGUUUAAGUGUAGAUGACUCUCAAUAAACUAUUAGAUUUUUUAAUACAAAUUAUUGUGAAAUAGUUAAGUAUAUUACGUAUUAAUGUGUUAUUUUUUUAUUUGUUUACAAUUUAAUUCUUUUGAACUUUUGAAUUACGAAAUAUUGUUUUGUUUUACAAAAAAUCUUAAAACACAUUUUAAAUCUGUAUUUGGGAUAUUUUGAACAUAGAGAACAUUUAUGUAAUAAAUAUAAGAAUGACUUGGCGCAUUUGUAAAUUAUUGAUUAAAUUAUAAAUUCGUUAUUAGUACACUUAUGAUGUUUUAAUUCUCUAUAAAAUAAUAUUGGCAUAUGUAGGCUUUGCAUCACUACCUAAUACAGGAGUGAUGACUUCUUGAACUAAACACAAAAUUAG
Messenger RNA from Achroia grisella, 3148 nucleotides. RefSeq names its product homeobox protein MSH-C-like. Gene Ontology annotation, cellular component: nucleus. Gene Ontology annotation, molecular function: DNA-binding transcription factor activity, RNA polymerase II-specific; RNA polymerase II transcription regulatory region sequence-specific DNA binding. The record is from RefSeq and is a predicted model, not a curated record. The transcript has 3 exons. Lineage: Eukaryota; Metazoa; Arthropoda; Insecta; Lepidoptera; Pyralidae. The coding region runs from base 516 to 1373 and encodes 285 amino acids. Gene Ontology annotation, biological process: embryonic morphogenesis; regulation of transcription by RNA polymerase II.